CCAUUAGGGUUUACAACCAAACUCGCCACCUAUAAACACUCCUCUCACACCCACGGGCGCCGUCUUCGCCCGCCGCCGCCUCCCCUCGUCCUCCUCCUCGCCUCCGUAGGCUAGGGUUUCGACGAGCUCGCGGAAAUGGUGGCAUUCAGGUUCCAUCAGUACCAGGUCGUGGGGCGCGCGCUGCCGACGCCCGGCGAUGAGCACCCCAAGAUCUACCGCAUGAAGCUCUGGGCCACCAACGAGGUCCGCGCCAAGAGCAAGUUCUGGUACUUCCUGAGGAAGCUCAAGAAGGUUAAGAAGAGCAACGGCCAGGUCCUCGCCAUCAACGAGAUCUUUGAGCGUAACCCAACUACGAUCAAGAACUAUGGCAUCUGGCUGCGCUACCAGAGCAGAACCGGCUACCACAACAUGUACAAGGAGUACCGUGACACCACCCUGAACGGUGCAGUGGAGCAGAUGUACAAUGAGAUGGCUUCUCGCCACCGUGUGAGGGCGCCCUGCAUCCAGAUCAUCAAGACUGCCACGGUCCACUUCAAGCUGUGCAAGAGGGACAACACCAAGCAGUUCCACAACUCGAAGAUCAAGUUCCCCCUCGUCUCCCGCAAGAUCAGGCCCCCAACCAGGAAGCUGAAGACCACGUUCAAGGCGUCGAGGCCGAACUUGUUCAUGUGAUUCAGCUGUUCUUGUGCUGUGGUCAGUGUUUGGGAGCAUAAGAGUCGUAAGUUCUAUGUUUUAAGUUUUGACGUGCUUAAGACCUCAGAGGUUUGAUGAUUCAUCUCGUUUUGAAACGUGCUUGGUGAACCAUUUGAGUAUCGUAUUAUGAGUAGUUGGCAGACUUAAGUGGUACUGGUGAUCAGUGUGGAGGCCUUCUGUAUUGUUUGCAUGUCU
Molecule: messenger RNA, 888 nt
Organism: Setaria italica (foxtail millet)
Lineage: Eukaryota; Viridiplantae; Streptophyta; Magnoliopsida; Poales; Poaceae
Product: 60S ribosomal protein L18a
Exons: 4
Coding region: 136-672 (178 amino acids)
Biological process (GO): translation
Cellular component (GO): ribosome; cytosolic large ribosomal subunit
Molecular function (GO): structural constituent of ribosome
Source: RefSeq, a predicted model, not a curated record